UUAAUAAAAACCUUUUUACUGUCGGGGUGGUCCGGCACUGCACCGGCUGCUCAGGGGGUGCGGGGGUCACCAGCCCUGGAGGGUUUAAGAGGCGCCCGGAUCUGGCGCUGGGUGAUGCGGUUUAGGGGUUACAGCGGCGGUGCUGGCGGAGGGUUGGACUGGACGGACUGAGCAGUCUCCCGACGUUGCUGCCUCCAUGACUGUGCGAUUCCACGAUCCCGUGGCCCCCGUUCCGCAGUUCCCCGGCUCUGUGACACCGCCGCGCUCACUCAGCCCCUGCGUGCGCGGCCGCCUCACGAGGGGCGGUGCCAUCGCCACGUCCGUGGAGGGGCCAAGAUGGCGGCGGCCGGCGGCGAGCGGCGGGGGCCGGCGGGGCGCGCCCUGUGCUUGCUGCUGCUCUGCGGCUGGGCGCUGGCGGCCCGCGGGCAGGAUUCCCCCGGUCCUGUGAAAGCAGAUAUGCUUACAAGAAAUAUUUCUUCUACAAGUGAGAAUGAAACACUGAGUAGAUCCCAAAAUUUGACAGACAGCUUGCAGAGUUUAACCUCAGCAAGAAAGGAGGCAUUCCCAACAACAGCCAAAAUCAAUUCGAUGGUGGCAGGACAGCCACUUACACCCAAUGGUGACUCUUUGUCACCUGUUGUCCCUGCUAGUCCAGUAUCACAGGUGGAUGUUGAUGCUUCUGAAGAUACUAAAAUUGAGGAAGAAGAUCUUCUAACAGAUUUGAAAGACACACUAAGUAAUUCCCCACCCAUCAUAAAAGAAGCUAUGGAGUCAGAUGGAGAUGACUAUGCGUACGAAAUGACACCGAAUUCCAGAUAUAAUCCAGACCUUCUAGAGAUGCCAGAAGAUGACAACUCUGACACCAUCAGUAAUUACAAUGAGGAGAUCAAGACCCUUGAUGAGAAGAUAAAAGCUGUUUCUAUCUCAGGGUUGGAUGAAGAAGAAGACAGCCACUUCUUUUUUCAUCUGGUUGUAGUUGCCUUCUUAGUAGCUGUUGUUUAUGUCACCUAUCACAAUAAGAGGAAGAUCUUCUUACUGGUGCAGAGCCGAAGGUGGAGGGAUGGGCUGUGCUCCAGGACAGUGGAAUAUCAUCGCUUAGAUCAAAACGUCAACGAAGCGAUGCCUUCCCUGAAAAUAACCAAUGACUACGUCUUCUGAUACACUGGGAUUUGAGCUUAUCUUAGCACUCUUUGCCUGCCAGUUGUGUAAAGAUAUUCAGGUAUUCUAAAUAAGCUGCUUGUAUGGAAAUGAGAUGUACUCUUUUUGACCUGGAUGUUUUGGAGAUUAAAUCUCAUGGAAGAUCAAAGGCAUGAUCCAUCUGUUUGCUACUUUGGUCAGGUUUUAUAUCAACUCUAAAGACAGAGAGUUUAAUAAAUUAGUGCUCUUUCCAUUCGUUAAGCAUCAUUCCCUUCUGUCUGGAGCAGUCUUGAUAGUCAUACUACAAAAAAAUAAGCAUAAAUUAAUAAAUUAAUGACUUUGGCAUCACUAAAUCAAAUUAAUGAUCUCCUUUCUAAUCACUUACAUGGCUCACAAAUUCCACUAUAUUGCAAACUUAAAAUACAAUUACUUUUUUCCAUGCUUAAAUUCUGAUGCUGCAAGUCUUUAAUCUCAUUUUUUCUGAUUCUGUUUUCUUGUUUCAUAAUUUGAUCCUAUUUUGGCAAAAUAGCUAGAAUGGCAAUUUAAUAAUUUCUGUAUGUGUUCAUGCUAUAAAUAAUUUAAAAAUAAUGAUAUAUAAUCCAUUUUAUUUCAGAAGUUUUUUACCAUAUAUUUCCUGAAAUGUUUAGGGUGUUUGUGAAGGUAUGCAGCUUCUUGACUGUCCUUUUUUUUCUCAGAUGCUAUUUAUGACUACUUCACUGCCUCUGUAAUUAAUGAGUAGAAAACAAGCCUUGUUGAAUAAUCUUACUAAUAUAUAGAUAGCUGACAGGCUUUCAAUACAUCAAAGCUUUCUGUUGAAUUUUAAGACAGUUGGGAAAUGGCUAUGUGAUUUGUUAUAUUAUAAAUGGGAGAAACUGUUAGAAUAACUUAUUUGGUUGUUUUUCUGACCCAGGUUACAGAUGGUGAAAGUAAAGGUGUGGGGGCUACCAGUCUGUGGACAGUGCACUCUCAUUUUUGACAAACAUUAAUGCAUUAGUGUAAAUCAAGUUUCUGCUACAGUAGUUUUUUUUGGGAUUUUGUUCAGUUGUUUCUUUUUUAUUUUUAAUUUGUGUUUUGUACUUCCAUUAUUUAUGUUUUCAUGAGUUGUAAAAUAUAAAAUUUUAGUUUUCUGUACAUUCUGUUUGUGAUUUAGUUUUCGGACUGAUACAUUUGUAAAUAAUGGUGAAUCAGAACCCUGUAAUUAAUGACUUGGUAUUCAAGUAGUUAUGUAACAUUUGGAAACAAAUCAGCUUCAUGCCUAUUGGCAUGAGGAGUCUGAAGGCAUGGUACAGUCUUAGGAAUGAAAUGCUAAAAGUUCUAUAUCCUACUGUUAUAUGCAUUCUUUUUAUAAGUACAGGAAGUAAAGCACAAACAAAAUAUCCCAAAACUCUUUUCUUGCAGUAAUUUUUAUUGUAUUUGGACUUGUAUCACUUAAUAUUUUGAAUAAGGUUUUUAAAAUAAAUUACAAUAAUAAGCCUGUG
Oenanthe melanoleuca is the source of this 2615-nucleotide messenger RNA. It is a transcript of the gene C13H5orf15, whose product is annotated as chromosome 13 C5orf15 homolog. Lineage: Eukaryota; Metazoa; Chordata; Aves; Passeriformes; Muscicapidae. The record is from RefSeq and is a predicted model, not a curated record. Bases 337 to 1158 code for a protein of 273 amino acids. The transcript has 3 exons.